Messenger RNA from Heterotrigona itama, 1395 nucleotides. The record is from the annotation of a GenBank genome assembly. NCBI's taxonomy places the organism in Eukaryota, Metazoa, Arthropoda, Insecta, Hymenoptera, Apidae.
CAAUAAAAAUGGUGUUGUCAUGUCGAUUUUAUAAAGAAAAAUAUCCAGAAGUGGAGGAUGUAGUAAUGGUAAAUGUACGUAGCAUAGCCGAAAUGGGAGCAUAUGUACAUUUAUUAGAAUAUAAUAAUAUUGAAGGUAUGAUCCUUCUUUCUGAAUUGUCUAGAAGACGUAUUAGAUCUAUUAAUAAACUUAUUAGAGUAGGAAAAACUGAACCAGUUGUUGUUAUCAGGGUUGACAAGGAGAAAGGUUACAUUGAUCUUAGUAAACGUCGUGUAUCAGCUGAAGAUGUAGAAAAAUGCACAGAAAGAUAUGCAAAAGCAAAGGCUGUAAAUUCAAUUUUAAGACAUGUUGCAGAAUUAUUACAUUAUGAUAGUGAUGAUCAGCUAGAAGAAUUGUAUCAAAAAACUGCAUGGCAUUUUGAAGAAAAAUAUAAGAAACAAAAAGCUUCUGCAUAUGAUUUCUUUAAGCAGUCAGUUUUAGAUCCAUCUAUUUUAGCAGAGUGUGGACUUGAUGAACACACAAAGGAGGUAUUAUUGAAUAACAUUAAACGAAAAUUAACUUCUCAAGCAGUUAAAAUUAGAGCAGAUGUAGAAGUAGCCUGUUAUGGUUAUGAAGGAAUUGAUGCAGUGAAAGCUGCUUUAAAAGCUGGAUUAGCUCUUUCUACAGAUGAACUUCCAAUUAAAAUCAAUUUAAUUGCACCUCCAUUAUAUGUUAUGACAACAUCUACACCAGAAAAACAAGAUGGUUUAAAAGCAUUAAAUGAUGCUAUUGAUGCUAUACAAGAUAAGAUAACAUCACUGGGAGGUGUAUUUAAUGUUCAAAUGGCUCCAAAAGUUGUUACUGCGACUGAUGAAGCAGAAUUAGCACGACAAAUGGAACGUGCUGAACUUGAAAAUGCUGAAGUUGCUGGUGAUGAUGAUGAAGAAGAAGUGGAAGGAAUGGACGGAUUUAGUGGUGGCGAAGGUGCAGAAGAAGAUAAAAAAUCUGGAAACGAGUCUCAAGAAGAAGAAUAAACAUACAAUAAACUAACAAAUUACCAUGUUUCAUUAACUGACAAUUAUUCCUAAAUCAGAAUCAUACUUUUAUGAGUAUGCUACUGCCUUGCUGGACAUUAUGCAGAAUAUUUCGAAUAAGUACAUAAGUCAAUGUAUUAUAAUUUAUAAAUAAUUUUCUAUCAAUUUCAUAAAAUAAAUAGAUCAAUAACAUCUAAAUUAUUAUUAAUAGAAAAAUUGUUUUACCGUACCAGCAAUAUAUUUUUAAUGUUCUAUUCAAGAAAUUUAAAUUCUAAUCUUUUACAUAUUUAUAACAUGUUAAUUACAACCAACUUACCUAUGUAUUUCAUUUUAUUCGAAUACAAAUUUUACACAAAUAUUUGAAUUUUUUUAUAUUUUUAUU